AUGUCCGACUACGGCGGUGACGACUACGAUGGCGGUGCUGGUGAUAUCGAUGAGCCUCUCAUCGAGUUCGACGAAGAAGCAGAGCCCGAUCUGAUGGACGACGAAGACGACCAGCCCGGCGGCGGUGAAGACCCAGACAACGCCGAGCCCAACGACGACAACGUAGUAGUAUCGGGCGAUGCAAAUGCGGCAGCAGCUGCCAGAGAAGCUUCCAAGAACACAGUCACGAGCGAAAAGGACAAGAAGGUUCCAAACGACAAGCGCACAACCACUCCAUACAUGACAAAGUACGAGAAGGCGCGUGUUUUGGGCACAAGAGCACUCCAGAUCAGUGGUAACGCUCCGGUAUUGAUUGACGUGGAAGGAAUGACGGACCCUCUGCAGAUUGCUGCGAAAGAGCUGCAAGAGAAGAAGAUCCCGCUCGUUGUACGGCGGUAUCUGCCUGAUGGAUACUACGAGGAUUGGACUUGCGAAGAGCUUCUGACAUGA
Messenger RNA from Alternaria atra, 489 nucleotides. RefSeq lists its product as uncharacterized. Gene Ontology annotation, cellular component: RNA polymerase II, core complex; RNA polymerase I complex; RNA polymerase III complex. The record is from RefSeq and is a predicted model, not a curated record. Gene Ontology annotation, biological process: DNA-templated transcription. The coding region runs from base 1 to 489 and encodes 162 amino acids. Lineage: Eukaryota; Fungi; Ascomycota; Dothideomycetes; Pleosporales; Pleosporaceae. The transcript is spliced from 3 exons. Gene Ontology annotation, molecular function: DNA-directed RNA polymerase activity; DNA binding.